Tribolium castaneum (red flour beetle) is the source of this 939-nucleotide messenger RNA. RefSeq lists its product as uncharacterized. Gene Ontology annotation, cellular component: post-mRNA release spliceosomal complex; catalytic step 2 spliceosome; Prp19 complex. The record is from RefSeq and is a predicted model, not a curated record. The transcript has a single exon. The coding region runs from base 80 to 769 and encodes 229 amino acids. Lineage: Eukaryota; Metazoa; Arthropoda; Insecta; Coleoptera; Tenebrionidae.
AACACUCCGCCUCCAACAUCCAGCUGUCACAGUGACAGCUAACCUAAAAGUGCCCCAAUUUGUUUUUGUGUCGUUCACGAUGAGCACCACCGAAGACAAGCCCCUCAGUUUUGCCGAACGGCAGCGUGAGCGUAUGAAGCGCCUCCGCAACUUGCACACUUUACGUAACGAAGCGCGAACGCACAACCACCAGGAAGUCGUUGCUGAAGACGCCCGUAAUAAGCUGCCUGCCAAUUGGGAGUCGCGUAAGAAACGCGCAGAAUGGAUUUUAAACGAUCAGAAAGCGCGAGAAGAGGCCGCACAGAAUGGCGAAGACUAUGACAGGAACAAGCUUCUUGAUAUUUCAGCAGUGGACGCUGAGAAGAUCGAAAAGAAGAAGAAAAAGAAGAAUCCAGACCAAGGCUUCUCAGAUUUUGAGGCGGCGACGUUCCGGCAGUACAACCGCCUGGUGAGGAGCAUGGGGCCCAAGGACAUGGAGAAGUACCAGGAGGAGAAGGAGAAGUACGGGGAGGCGUUCUAUGGGGGCCCCCAUGUCAUUAUCCACGGGCUGCAUCAGGACAGGCCUGAGGCUAUUGACAACAUGGUGAAGAAUCUCGAAAAUCAAAUCGCAAAGAGGAACAAAUAUUCGAGGAGGAGGACUCAUAAUGACGAUGCUGAUAUUGAUUAUAUCAACGAGAGAAACGCCAAGUUUAACAAGAAGUUGGAUCGGUUUUACGGGGAACACACGGCUGAAAUUAAACAGAACCUGGAGAGAGGGACUGCGGUUUAAUAAAUUCAGUUCUAUCAAAAUAAGCACUUUUUUGUCUUAAUUUACAAUAAAAUAUAUGUACAUUCACAAACUUAACAAAAGGUUGCCUAAUCAUUUACACAUUGUGUAUUUAAAUGAGCAAUUAUUUGUUUGACAACAAAUUUGUAAAGAAAAUAAAAAAAUAGCAGUUC